This is a messenger RNA of Mercenaria mercenaria, 5856 nucleotides long. Its product is annotated as cysteine-rich motor neuron 1 protein-like. The transcript is spliced from 8 exons. Gene Ontology annotation, molecular function: protein binding; serine-type endopeptidase inhibitor activity. The record is from RefSeq and is a predicted model, not a curated record. NCBI's taxonomy places the organism in Eukaryota, Metazoa, Mollusca, Bivalvia, Venerida, Veneridae. The coding region runs from base 138 to 1946 and encodes 602 amino acids. Gene Ontology annotation, cellular component: extracellular region.
GCGCGUUUUCCAGCCAUCUAUACAAUGUGAUAGACUAGGACAGUAUUAAAGAAGGAAGUGUUACGAUUGUGUCACUUUUGUGGAUUUUGUUGGAAAGAUGUACAUUAUUUUUGGGCAGUAUAUCAACACAUGACGGAAUGUAUCUUUUAACAUUCCUCCCGGCUCCGCGGUCUCUCCACUUCGCUUUCUUUUUAUAUUUUAGUGUAUUCAUAUUGCCAGCAUCUUUAGCACGUUCGUAUGAUUUGUGCACGUGCAAUCAGUUGACCUGUGACAACACGAUGAAUUGUAGUUACGGUGAAGUACUGGACCAGUGUGGUUGUUGCAUGGUUUGUGCCCGUGGAAAGGGAGAGACUUGUGGCGGAGGACCGGAGAGUUCGGGUGGUGUCUGUGCCAAGGGUCUGCAGUGUGUAAUUAGUGCCAAACCUGGUGAUAUUGUCACGGGAAAGGAACAGGGGAUAUGCCAAGAAAUUUCCCCCGACUGUGAUACCUCAGCCUGUGAUUCUAUCGUAACCCACCGAUGUCCGUCUGAUUCCAUUCUCGUAUACAACAGUACUCAGGAGGAGACGGCAUGUUGUAAAACAACGUAUGAAUGCCGAUGUGAUAUGAUAUGUAAGGAACCGAGGUGUGCUGCAGGACAUACACCACAAAUACUUCGUCAUAGCAACAAGCGACCAGGCUCGUGUUGUGAUCUCUAUCACUGUAAAAUUUCUGGUUGUUGGUCAGACCAGGGUAAAGUGUACAAGAAUGGUGAAACUUGGAAGGAAGGAGACUGUGUAACAUGUCUGUGUUCGAAUGGCAAGAAACAGUGCCAGGCAGAGAUGUGUAUGAAGACCUGUCUCAGUCCAAAAUAUGUCUCUGGCAGGUGCUGCCCAAUCUGUGAUACUCCAUCUCUGUACCCAAACCAGUCCUCAAGUAAAUGUCCGAGUCUUUCUACAUGUAACAUCACGUGUCAGACUGGUCUGCAGCAGACGCCAGAUGGAUGUCAUCUCUGUAAAUGUAAACCAGAUGGUUGCUUUAAGGACUGUAGUUAUGGAUAUGUAACAGAUGAACUGGGACAACCGACCUGUCAGUGUCAUGUUAGCCCACCCGAUUGCCCGGCCCUUCACACAUGUUCCAAACACUGUAGUCAUGGUUACAAACUGAGCAAGAAAGGAUGUCCAAAAUGCCGUUGUCACAAAUGUCAGUCCUUGACCUGUGACAAACACUGUUACCAUGGGUUACAAAGAGAUAGACAUGGAUGCAAAGUUUGCAAAUGUCAAGAAGCAUUGUGGGAGAAAAACUGUACCAUGAACAUGACCGAGUUCACGCCAGGACAGUCGUGGUUAGACGGCAACUGUAACAGAUGUAUGUGUAAACGUGAUGGCACUGUUGUAUGUGAGCCACGUACAUGUCCACAGCUCUCAUGUGCAUUUAUGGUUAAGAAAGAUGGGUCCUGUUGUCCAGUUUGUCUCAAUAUUACCAUUUCACAAUUUUUAACCCCUGAAACUAGAAGCAACACAGAAAAAAUUGUUGAAGAAGACUCGAAUACAGACAGUGUAGAUAUGAAAGAUAUGGAAGAAAAAUACAUUAUUUCACUUUCGAUUGUUGGAAGUUUUGUGAUGAUUUUGUUAAUUCUAGUGUUUGUAUUACUAUAUCUAAAACUUAAACAGCGACACCAGGCGAGCUGGAGCGUCGCUGGUCAAGACACAUACUGUAAAUGUCCGCUAUUUGUCGGACAUUCUCCAACAUUACAGCAUAAAUAUAAUUUAAAUGGAGAAAUUCCAAAUAAAUUGAGUUAUGACACAGUGGUUGUGCAAAAGUAUGAUCACCCUUGUAUAGAAGUUUCAAUAAAAUCUGAUUCGCCAGAUGAAGAGCGAAAACUUUUUCUGACAAAUGAAGAUCAAGAGAAGGAAAACUGCGGGAAUCUCCAGUCACAUUGCUUGUACAAGGAUUGGGCAGCUAUUUGAAAUGUGCCAAUGAAAAUGAACCUUUGGUGUUUUCUUUUAUGUGAUUGGAUGAAAUUCAAGGGAGAAUUAUGUCUGAUUUAGACAGGGGAGAUAAGUGCUAGAGAUAUAAAUAGGCUUUUAUAUGCUGACUGCAGGCUUGUUAACUGGUUUACUGGAAGUGGACCAAUCAUUAUGUGCAACAGCAUAAAAUGAAUGUAUUUUCAUAUUUUUGAGAACUGACCAUUGUAUAUAUGACCAUUGGAACUUAUUUAACUGUAAAAUACAGUAAAUGACCAAUUUAGAAAGAAUACAGAGAUGAUUGUUUCAAAUAGACAGAAUCUGUGAAAUUAUUCUGAGAAGAGGGAGUUAACUGGUAUCUUAUGAAAUUUCUGUUUCUCCCAUGUAAAGGUUUGCCAGAAGAAAUACACAUCCUGUUUCUUUAUUUCUGCCAUUUAUACAUAUGAACCACCAGACUAGCACAUUCUGGUUGAUGGUAGACCAGCUGUAAAUUGUCAGUGCAGUUUUGUACUUGAACUAGUAUGGUCAUUACACACAAAGUUGAAUUUAUCUUCGAUUAUUGAUCAAACUUUUCUGCUUUAUUCAGUAUAAAUAAUCAAAAAUAGACUUUAAAACAGUUACAAAAUCAAAACAUACGCAAAAACUAUGAAGUAAUGUACACAGUUCCAUUUUUUAAGUAUUACUGCAUGGGUUUCUCAUGUAAUCUUUCUGUUUGUGAGCUGAUCUCUGCCAGUUGUUACAUACAUUUUGAUCUGACAAGUACAUGGCUGAUAGAGCUACUGUACAGUGGUGUAGAAUUUGUUUCUGUAUUGUUAAUUUAUUCCAUGACAGAAUUUAUGUAAAUAUUGUGCAUAUAUGAAUCUCCUGUGUUGUGUAAAUGUGUUGUGUUUCAUUUAUAUGCCUGAGCAGUUACACAUACAAGUUAAAACUGAUGAUACUUUUGAGGGGAUCAGAGUGGUUGAUUUGUUGAUUGACUGAUCACUUGAUUGAUUAGUUGAUUGAUUUAUUGAUGAUUGAUUGAUCCUGAAGAAAUUCAAAUGAACAAGAUAAAAAGACUACUGAGCCUGGCAUGUUGCAGCUACCUUACACUGGGGCACAGCAACAUAAAGCAUUUUACCUUCCUUCAAGUAAAAUCUGUUGAUUCCAAAUUACAGUCUUGCACAAAAACACCAUAUUUUGCACAACAGUUUUUAGCAUUACAAAAUGAAUAAUGUGUGGAAUUAUAAAAUACAAGUAGCUGUCUGUUGCCAAAUGACUGCCACAAUACUCCUUUUGAAAGAUAUGUGAAUGCUAGGGUUAUUUUCUUUUUUUGAAUCGAGAUAUUUCACACUGAGAUAAUGAGGUAAAAAACAUUAUUACCUGAUAACUGUCAAACGUAUUUACUGUAUGUAAUUCAGAUGUAAAAAAAAGGGAAAAUAAAUUACAAUUAAAAUUGGUGCAAGCAUUAUAACUGACAGAUUCACUGUAAUUUGCUGGAUUAAUUGGAAAGAUGAUUACUAUGUACACCUGUACUGGCAGGUUGUGUGGUAACUUUUUACAGUAGUCAAGAGACACUUCACAAUUUUGAAUAUUUUGUUAUCUCUAAGGUUUUAUUAUGGCAAUACGUGAUUGAUAACGGUAUGACAGUUUUGGUAUGAUCAGCUUUUUAUGUGCAUUUAUUGAUUUCCAAUCGCAUUUUGAUUAAAUAAGAAGUUUUCUGAUUGCAUGAUAUAAUUUGGAUUUGCUGCAAAAUAGUCUGUCUGGAUUAGUAAUUGAUUAGUAGGAUGCAUUCAAUUGUAGAAUGUAAUCAGUAAAUGCAUCUAAGAAUUAAUACAAAUAUAGAAAACAGGCUGAAAUAGCAAUAAGUUCAAAUUAUUUCUGGGGAAUCAAACUUCUAAAAUUAACCUUUCUAUUCCCCAUAUGCAAAGCAGCAUUUUUCACAUUGUGGCAUUAUCAAGCUGAUAGGUGUAUCUGCAAGUUUUUUUCAGUGAUAUGCCACACUAAACAUAAAAUUUGAUUAAACUGUAAAUUUCAGGAUCAUGGAAACGCCCUAUAGCAAAUGUUUGUGCAGAAAAACAUGGUAAAAUUAUUUAUUUUAAUUUUUUCUUCCAAGACCUACAAAUCAUUGUUUCAUGAAUGAGCCUUUGAGCAAAUAUUCAUUUCACAAUUGUGCUUAUUUUUAGUUUAUCAAUAUUAUCUAAAUAUAAUAUGUGAACCUGUCAUACUUGAUUGAUACUUCACAAAUGAUUGUGUUUUAUUACAGAAAUUGCAAAUGGGAAUGCAGACAUCAGUUUGAGAAAUAAUGAACAAUUUCUUAAAAUAACUCGUUGCUUGAUAAUAACCAGUUUUUUCUUCUAAAAUUGUAUAGAAAAGUUUAAAAAAAAGUAAUAGGUUUUCAGUCAGUCUCUGCAAAAACUAUGAGGAAAGGAGAAAUAAUUAUUUUAUCUGUAGCCUCCACUACAAGCUGGCUUUGGUGUAGUUUCCUAUAGGCACCUACAAUUUUUUUCCAGUAUGUGCAAAUAAAUAAUUCGCCUUCCUGCCAAAGUUGAAAAUAGGGGGUAAACAUUCAUCAGGUGAUAGUACUGUAUAUAUAGGGUUUGAAAAUUUCUUGUUAUAUUUGAUGCAUAAUAAAACACCUGAAGAAAAUGGUUGUUUCAACAUUAUUUUAUUUACCUUGGUCUUAUAAAAUAAACAGCAUGUUAAAAGGUGUUUUUAUAACUAAACACUUGAAUUUUUGGUUACAUACAGCAGCCACCUGGUUUUCAGUUUGUCAGGGUAGUUGCCAAAGAGCAGUUUUACUGUAACAGAUCAUUAGGAUACAGCAUGUGAGACAGUAAACCAUUACACUCCAGACAGCAAUUAAAGAACAAUUUUGUCACAUUCCUGUGAAUAUUUCUGUAUCAAAGAAGACCCAUCUUACAUAAUAAGAAACAGAGAUCAGAGGGUCAGCCAAGUCAACAAAUGGUAUCCUUUAUGUAGAUGUGGGGUAUUACAUCAGUUAUAAAUACUUGAAUAGUACAUAAAAUGUUCUUGGAUUUUUUUAAAGUGCAUGCUUUAAACAGAAUAAUCAUUAGAGGUAUAUUUGUUUGAUCUAUUGUUUUUUGCUAAGAAGAAACCGAUCUAAAUUAAAGGCACUGGCCUCCAUAUCGUUCGACAACAAAAAAAGGAGAUUCUUUCAGAUAUCUGGAAUUAAAGCUAUGCUUUGAAACUUAAUUACUGACAGACUAUAUGUUACGGAAACACAUGAGAAUUAGUUGUUUUUACCACUUUUUACGAUGAAUGUAACGCUUUACUCGAGGUAAACUGCCUCGAUUAUAAAUCUCUAUGUUUAACGCGCAUUGAACACUAAACCCUCCAUAGCGCUAUUGGUAACAGCAACGGAAAAGUUUUUUAUUGCCGCUUUGGUCCGGGUUUGAUUCCCGACACGGUCAUCUUUUUUUCUUGAUUUGGCAUUUUUAAAAUAGUUUAAAAAACGAAAACUCAUAUUCUAAUUUUCAUAAUAUGACCAAACUUCAGUUUGAAAGAAAUGUAAUUUUUUAGCCAAAAUCUGGAGGUCAGUGCCUUUAAAUGAUGAAAUUAAUAUUUGAGAAAAUAUGAAACUUAUUCUUACUGGUAUGUAAUGAAAAAUAUGAUUGAUCAAACAGGUUAUUUUGCUUUUAAACGUAGAAGUUUGGAAUUAUUCAGUUUUUGUAGAUUUGCUUGCUAAUUCAACUGAUUAAUAUAAUAAUUUGGAGCUUUUUUAUUAGGCAUCAUGUGUUCAUACAUGCUUUAUACUUUUUCUGUAUUGGUGCAAGAUUCAGUAUUGUUGUACAUUUUACUUAGUGUAAUUGUAGAAGUGUUUGAGAGCAAACAAAUAGGGCAGUUUAGUGGAAAAUCCUGAUAGAAAUGUUUACAACACUGUACAUAUCAGAACUGAAUAAAUGAUGAAACCAUC